AUGUUUACUUACUAUCGGCAUGCCAAACUGUUAGUUAAUGAGGACUAUCGAGUGAUUGAUGCAGCUUUACGAGAAAUGGCACCACCGGAAUCCUACGAAGCCUGCCGAGAUCGAAUUUUUGAACAAAUUGGAGAAUUGUCUUCAAUCCACGAAGCUCGCCCAUUUCAAUUGCUCAAUGGAAUGCCGUCUGAAGAAGCCCUUCCACCACGAUGGAGUCGCAGCAGUGCACUACUUUAUGCUCUCAGUAUCUUGACGACGACCGGUUACUCAUAUGCUGUACCAGUCACACCCCUCGGUCAGUUUUUGGCAAUCGUUUACGGAUUGCUGGGAAUUCCGGUGAUGGUCUUAGCUGCUGUUGACAUUGGCCGAUUUCUAUCGCAUAUCGUACUUGAACUUUACGCCAAGGUAAGUCGACGGUGA
Haemonchus placei is the source of this 420-nucleotide messenger RNA. The record is from the annotation of a GenBank genome assembly. Lineage: Eukaryota; Metazoa; Nematoda; Chromadorea; Rhabditida; Trichostrongylidae.